This is a messenger RNA of Aspergillus oryzae RIB40, 2262 nucleotides long. RefSeq lists its product as uncharacterized. NCBI's taxonomy places the organism in Eukaryota, Fungi, Ascomycota, Eurotiomycetes, Eurotiales, Aspergillaceae. The record is from RefSeq and is a predicted model, not a curated record. Gene Ontology annotation, molecular function: protein binding. The transcript has a single exon. Bases 1 to 2262 code for a protein of 753 amino acids.
AUGGGCUUGGCACACACAGUGGGAGCAAUGUUCGACCAGGGUUCGGAUCCUUUGGAGCCCUCCGAAGGACGUGAAUGGGAUAAUGCAUUGACUGUCGCCGCAAAAAAUGGCCAUCUUGAUAUUGUGGAAUUCCUGUUGGGCAAAGAUCUUGCAAUCAACAAGAGAUCGAUUACGUACCUGAUGGAAAAUAUUGAUCAUAAAAAUCAUGGAAAAGCAAAAUUGGAAGCGAUCGUGAACUUAAUGUGGGAUUUGGGUUUGUUGUUUGACAAAUCUAAGAGACCCGACACGGUUGUCGACAACGGCGCAAUCAUUGGGAUAAUGAGAAAUUACAGUUCUGGACUUCAGUUGAUGAGCUGGCUUCUUGAUCGGCGACAUGAGGCCUGUAUUCCUAUUACUGAUGAUGUGCUAUUCUUUGCGAUGUUCAUCAUGUCUUCUGAAGAGAUGAUUCGAUUGCUUUUUGAGAAAUGCAAUGAGGAUAUACACAUCGGCCCUUCCUUCUUUGCUAGAUUAGAUAAAGUGCGCGAUGGUCUUCCUUACAGCUAUUGCGGACUCGAUGUUGCUUUAAUGCACAGAGCGACUGAGCUCGCCGUGGACGACUGGAUCGUUGCACACUGUGCUCAUCAUGCGAGCUCGAAAGCUAUGGAUUUGUUGUUACGGACCCGUCCGGAUAUCCGUGUGAUUGAGGAGACGCUAAUAGCAGCGGCCUCCAAUCCGUUCGGGGCAGACAUGAUUCGCUUGCUUUUCGAUCAGCGAGAGCCAGGGACGCAGAUUAGCGAGAGAAUCCUUCUCGCCGCAGCAGUGAACCAUAAAUGCCCAGAGAUCCUGAAGUUCCUGCUUGAUAAACUUGAUCCAGCUGCUCUCAUGACCCAAAGAAUGAUUCUUACUGUAGCAGAAGAGAUUAUGGAUAGUUUUACCUUUAGAUACCUCUGGGACCUUGAAAAGACUUUUCAAGUCGUGAUUGAGGAACUAAGCCCAAAUACUGUGUUGACCGAGAAGGUAAGAGAAGGUCUCGUCAUGAAAGGAUCAGCGAUGGUAAGGCUGGUUCUAGAUAGACAGCAGGCGGGCUUCGUCGUAUCCGAGAAAAUGAUGGAGAUAGCCGCUGCUUCAUGGGAAGACGAUUCAGUAGAAUUGUUGGAACUGCUGAUGACCAACGGUGGCGGAGAGGUUCCAAUAACCGAGGCCAUUGUAUGCGCAGCAGCCGGGAAUAAAUUCCGUGGUUCAUCAGUCAUGGAGUAUUUAUUCCAGGUCCAAGGAGAUUCCCUUUCCAUUACGGAGAAUGUCCUCGUCGCAGCAACAGAAUGUCCACAGGCACUUGAAAUAAUUCUGAACAAAUGUCCAGAGGUCAGGAUAACAGACAGAGUGUUUGUAGCGGCAUGCAGAAACGAAGGCGCAAUGCAGAUGCUUCUUUCGAGACGUCAAGAUGGGUUGCCAAUCGAAGCUAUGAAGACCGAGAUUGGAAAAUAUUAUUAUGGAUCAUUUGGAGUGUUCAUGCUACUUGUUGACCGACAUCUGGCGGAUGUCGAUGCAUGGGCGGUGGAAACAUUUGCCUCCAGGCCUCGGUCACUGGAGGUUCUGCAGAGUGAAAAGCCGGAUGUGCUCAUCACAGAGCGAGCUCUGGUACGGGCAGCAGAAGACCGUGAUUCAGUGCGCCUACUACUAAAGUCAGAAAAUAACUAUGACCCUGUUACAGAGGAGGUAAUGAUGGCUGCAGCAAGGUCCAAAUACCUCAGCAAAGAGAUACUGACAUCCAUCUUACAUCGUGUGGAAUCUGCGCCGCUGACAGCAAAUGUACUUAAGGAGGCCAUGUUGCAUCAGAACGAUGACACAGUAGAGCUUAUUCUCGCUCGAGGUCGAGACCUGAAUCUAAAAGCGAGUUGGGAGGAGAUUUGGCACGAUGUUGAUAUUCCAGGUCGGAAGAAAGGACGUGCGACCGUGGUGUUUGGAGAACUUACAGACUUUGAAUUGACGGAGUCUAUGCUGCAGGACUAUGCAUACGACAAGGAACAGAAAGAUGACGACGGCGCCGACAGCUUUGACUAUCUGAUUGGCGCGCUUUGCUACUGUAAAGGACCGAUUCCCGCGACCGAAGGAGUGGGAGUGAUUGUCCUGGAGCGAUGUAGCAAUCGAGUUGCUGAGGAGUUCUUGCAGUACCGCCCAAACCUCCCGAUCACCGACAAGUUAUUUCAAGCCGUUGAGAGGAACCCAAAGGCGGAUAAACAGGGUUUACUAUCGCUUCUUGCUAGAAAAAGAGGUUCAGAGUGA